AUGUAUGUACAACUUGUAUCUAUUUCAAUGUUGUAUUUUAUUAUUUGGAUACCAUUUGUCACUAUAUCACUUAUUCGUCUAUUUUAUGAUCCAUUAUUUUUACAAGAUGCGAUAAUGCUUGUAAUUAAUUAUUGUCUUUAUAUAUGUCCACUUGCUUCACCAUUUAUUGCUCUUGUUGGUUUGCCAGCGGUACAACAACGUUUACGAACAAAUAAUUGGAGUAUGCUAUGGAAUAAUCAUGUUAUUCAAACUCGUAUUAGACCAACAGGAACAAAAAAUACACGAGUUGAACAGCAGCGUACUGUACCACAUCGACAAUAUGACGAACAUAGUUUGUGA
Molecule: messenger RNA, 339 nt
Organism: Rotaria sordida
Lineage: Eukaryota; Metazoa; Rotifera; Eurotatoria; Philodinida; Philodinidae
Source: the annotation of a GenBank genome assembly